CCCUGCUAACGCAUACACUUCAAGCGUCAUAUUCUCACACGAAGUGAUGGCAGGAUGGAAGUUUGCGGCGGCGACUCGAGCUGCGACGGCGGCUCAUGGCCGGCUGGUAGGUGCGGCGAGGCGAGGUGCGGGUCAUGGAGUCACGGGAGCCGUCGUCCAGUGCAGGUGUACGGAGCAGAUGAAGUGUGGUGCGGCCGGUGGCUCGCGUGGGGGCGGCUUUAAGCGGCGCCCCGAGCAUGUGAACCCGCGAUGCAACGAGCACGGCGGCCGGUCGGCGUGGUAUCUCGGGGCGGGCAAUGCGACUCGAUGAUGGUAAGCGCGGCAUGUGUAGCGUAGCGCAGCAACUAGACCUACAGUCGGAGGCAGAGGCGUGGCGGAUGCAGCGAGGCGAGCUAUGGCUGCAGUGGGGAGACAAGCACGGCGCGGCGACGGGUCGGCCAACCAACAGGCGUGGACACUCAGGGCGGAGGCUCGUGUCAUGACCAAGGCUAGUCUACAGGGACAUGGUACCAUCGAUGAAGGGCCCAGCGACCAACCAAGCAAGGAUGGUGUGGGUGGACAUCCUCACGCGGAAAGCGGUGUGUACGACAGCGUGUGUGAUCUGUCGUAGUUGGGUUGGUGGCAUGCCUGAGUUAUAAGGGCAGUGGUUGUGUGUGUGGGGGGCUAUCAUGUAUUACCUGAACUAGUAAACCGGCGAGAGGAGCUGAUCUCCCUCGAACCUUCCUCUGCUUUCUCCUACCUCGCCUCCUUCUUCCUUUCCCUGCCCCCUUCUAGAGGAGAUGCGAUGGUGCACACGGAGCCGACUACAAUCAAUGGCAACCCAGGGCACCACGGGUCAAGUGGCCAUGGCGCGAUCUCGCAUCCCGGAGGCCCGACUUACGGGGUGGUCACCACCCAGUUGCUGCCUCCGGCCAAGAAACAGGUUGUAACAGAUCUAUCAAACUGAGCACAUGAAUAAUCACUGAGGAAAUUUACAUUCACCAGUGAAGCAGAAAGAACAACAUUUAGCUAAUAUGAGUUGGUGAUUAGCAUCACCUGCAAGCACAAGAUGAAUGAAUGCAAGACGGGAGGUACCAGUUAGCGCCUCCUCCUACUCCCAAAGCUUGUGCUUCCUCUCUCCUCUUCUCCCAUUAUCACGGUUCUUCUCAUCUAACAAACAACUUGAAGGAGAAAAAAAGAAGAGAAUCAAAAUAUAAAAAGACGAGUAAACAUAUCUCACAUCAGUGCAAAUUAGGGAACCUUGUUAAAUCCGGUGAUGUUGCAGCUAGUUAGUUGGUCAUCUCAACCUACAAAACAUGUAUUAUCUAGAAGGCUCUGGUGGUUCUGCGAGCAUAGUCUCAAGUAUCAAUACGGUAGUUCUAGGUACAAACCUCGAAUUGUAGCGGAUGCCUAUGAUGCAAUAUAAAGGUGUUAGCUCACAGCCCAACAAUAUAGACAUGUAAACCAGGUAAUAACUUCAAAAUAUGGAGGAAGAUCGUCAAGGGGCAUGGUUAACUGGAGUCAGUAGGGUUAACUAAGCCGGGUAUGAACUGCCAGUCAGGACAUGUAAAGCAGGCUAUGAGCUAACAACCGAGUGUGUUGUAUAUCAUCUUGCUAUGUACGGCAUGAACCCACGAUCGCAAGGGUCAUCGUUUCUAGCUCGUCUUGAGAAUAUGCUCACGUACGGGAUUGUGCAGCGCCGGGUCGCACACAGGUGAUGGAGGGAUACACACCGUUGCGGGUCGUGUGGGGUGCCACUGCUAUUCGAAGCGGUGCGGGAGGGAGGGUGACGUCCUGAGCGUGCCGAAAGACAUGCUGGCAUGGUUGCAGCCCAUCUCCGGGACACCAUCACGACUACGCCCUGGUUCCACGCCAUCUGCCCGAGCGGUGUCGUCAUUGGCGGGAUGUCCGUGAUGCCCACAGUCCAUAGACAACCGGUGUUGCGCGAAGAUCGGGCUGAUGCUUGAGCACGCCCUAGGGCAUGACAUGGCGGCCUAUGGGGCUUGGUGCAUGUGGAGGCGCUCAUGGAUGCCUUGUCCUGGCAUGCGCUUGAGGAGAUUGGGUUCCCGCCGCCUCCACCCUCUACCUACUCGUCUUGGCGAAGGAGGCCGGCUUGGUGCGGUCGUCCUCCGCCCUCCCUUCGGCGGCGGCGGCGUCCACGUCGGCCGCAGGGUCGCCGUGGCUGAUCGGGAUGAGGCGGAUCUUGGCGAAGACCUCCUCAUCGGCCAUGAAGCGCACGACGGAGACGCGGUAGGGAAGGAGCGCGGGGACGCGCGCGACGGACAGGUCGACGACGGCCGUGGCCUGCUCGGCGUGGCCUUGUGGGAAGUAGUAGACGGCGGCGCCGACGGGCGGCACGGCACACAUGCUCACCGCGCAGGCCAGCCAGAGCUGCGCGUCGACGGCCGGGGCUUGUCCUCGCUGCCCGCCGGGCAUGACAGAUCGGUGAAGGUGAGCAUCCUUCCUUCUCCCCUCACAACGCCAGACAAGGGUAUGCGUAUGUCGUGGGCACGCCGGCUGCUGGUGGUGCUGGCGCGAUAGUGAUGGGGGAUUUUUCUCGGGAGGGAUGGGGAGGGAGGAGCGAUCGGGUAGUUUGGGGAGAGUUGGUGACGUGGGUGCGUGGUCAUGGGUGUUUUUUUUCAGAUCUAGUUUCUCUUUUUUUUAUCGGGAAAGUGGGGAUCGGAAGGAAGGAGGCGCUAGUUGAACCAUCACGACGGCAGAUUCCCUUUAAUAGUAGAGAUACCCGUGCAUUGCUACAUGUAACAUGAGUACUUUCGUUUUUUUAUCAUUUGUUUUUUAUUUUUUUGCUUUCUCUUUUUUAGUUUUGUUUAUAUUCAUUUUCCCCAAUUGUGCCAUUAUAUUUCCUAGUUUGUGUUGUUAUAUCU
This is a messenger RNA of Hordeum vulgare subsp. vulgare (domesticated barley), 2864 nucleotides long. RefSeq lists its product as uncharacterized. Lineage: Eukaryota; Viridiplantae; Streptophyta; Magnoliopsida; Poales; Poaceae. The record is from RefSeq and is a predicted model, not a curated record. The transcript has 2 exons. The coding region runs from base 1939 to 2520 and encodes 193 amino acids.